GCGGGUACUCCGAGUGGUGAUCUCGUGCGCGUCCCGUCCGUGUCCCGGGUCAAGUUCCGUCGGUGCCGUAACGUGUUUCCCCGUCGCGGAGUGAGAGCAACAGCCAUGGAAGGGUUCCUGCACCACAUGGCGCCGCAGUUCCUGCACCCAGCCCUGCAGAGCUUCGGCUGCGGCGCCUUCCGACCGAUAGGGGGCGCCUUCCACCCCUUGUACCCUGGGAAAGCCUUUGCCCGCCAUUUGGGGGAGCAGUACGCCCUUGGCCAAAGCGUUGGACAAGCGCUCAGGUCCAGAAUGAAAAUGUGGUGGUCACAGAGCGUCCGCGACGAGAGCAGCACGCCGCCGCUGUACCGGCACGCGUACGCCGCGCGCGACGACACCAGCUCGCCCGGCUCCGCCGCGUCCGCCUCGCCGCGGCCCUGCAAGGACGACGAGCCCGUACCGCCGCCCACCUGCACCGACUCGCACGACUUCUUCUCGGCGGACGGCGAGCGCAAGUCGUCGUGCGGCGUGUGCGGCGCGCGGCUGGGCCCGGGCGUGGCGCAGGCGCACUUUCUGCAGGAGCUGCAGCACCUGUACAGCCUGAGCGCGCUGCCCCGCGACGCUGCUGCGCCGCCCGCGCACUCGCUGCACCACCAGGACGAGGACGCGCGGUGGGAGACAUUUCAGCGCAUCCGAGCGAACCGGCAGCGGCGGCUGAAGCUGCGCACGCGCAAGCGGCACCACACCGUCGAGAGCAUGCUGGGCUACGACCUGGAAGAGGAGCGGCGCGAGGAGCGGCCGCGGGAGCCGCGCGCCUACGACGCAGAAGACGAGCCCGUGGACGUGGAGGGCGACUCGCUGGGCUGGCCCGACGCCGCCAUCAGCGUGGACGAUAAGGAGCAGCGAGGUGACAAGUUGCACUUGAGCUACGCUGAAGACUUGGAGAUAUCGAGCACGAACGACACUAUCCACUCACCCGAGCGUGUUAGGAUCGAGACGCCGAAGCCGCUUUCGCUGGAGUGCACGCCCAAAUCGGACGUGUCCGAGCGUCCGGCCGAGGUGUCCACUUCGGACGCGUGGGCGGCGGCGGGCGCCCCGCCGGACGGCUGGCAGCUGGCGCCGGAGUCCUACGUGCGCCACAAGCUGGACGGCGAGAACCUGCCUUCUUCCACGGACUCGCGGAACUAAACGACUUGAUGCUAGAGAGCUGCUAAGGGUACAUGAUGACACAACCAUGCCAUGACCGGUCAAAAUCUAGGGUGUAUCCCACUUUAUCCAUGGAUAUGUUACUUUACCGACUUGCCAUUUUUAUUCAAACCACUAUUCUCCGCUUACAGGCAUACGGGUUGUCUAGAAGAGAUGGCUUCUUAGCGAUGCGAUAAUACCGCCUAAACUGAAAAUGAAUUUUGGUGGUGUGCAAUGUGCAGUAUUGCUGUUAUGUUUAUUUGUUUCUCAAAAAGUGUUCCUGUUUUACACUGUGUUGCCUACAUCACCUUGUGUGAAGCCAUUUUUUUGUGAAUUUGACCAGAGGAUAUAUUUUCCUAGUAGGUACCUACUUAAGCAUUAGAAAUAACUUGUACCUACUUCACCUUAUGGCAUGUUUUUUUUUAUGUGACAGACGAAACAGAAUGUCACGUAGGUACCCAAAAUGCAGACUGAAAUCAGCAAUGCUUUGGGAAUGAAAAGCAUAACUACAUAAUAGGCAACAGCCUCAAAACAAGAACUUAUAUUGUAUCGGCGCACAUUUUUUUCAUUGUAAGUCGUACCUACUUCAAAUACGAGUAUCUACUGAAGUCGCAAACAGUAGUCUGUAUAAUAGUAAUAACAAUUAGUUAUAAACUUUGACCUUUAAUUGGACCAUUCUUGGAAAAGUUGAAAUUUUCUCAUUCGAUUAACACAUACAUUCAUUUACAAAGCCUUUUGUUUUACAUUUUGUUAAUUAUUUUAAAAAAUGUGUUUGGUUGACUUGUAUAAAACGAUUUUACUAUUGAAGGUUUUUUAGGUAUUAAAAGUUUUAUAAUUUGUAGUAAAUUUUAAUAGAUUGUAAAGGUAUUGGGAUGUAAGUAGUCUGAAAACACUUGCUACCUUCAUGUAAAUAGGUAAUUGUCUUUCAGUCAUGAUAUUUACGUAUGAUUGUUAAAUAAGGUAGGUACUU
Messenger RNA from Ostrinia nubilalis (European corn borer), 2134 nucleotides. RefSeq names its product E3 ubiquitin-protein ligase RNF220 (gene tey). Lineage: Eukaryota; Metazoa; Arthropoda; Insecta; Lepidoptera; Crambidae. The record is from RefSeq and is a predicted model, not a curated record. Bases 106 to 1167 code for a protein of 353 amino acids. The transcript has 7 exons. Gene Ontology annotation, biological process: protein ubiquitination. Gene Ontology annotation, molecular function: ubiquitin protein ligase activity.